AUGGCUGACAAGGACGGACUGCAAUACAAGCCGCUCAACGUGAAGCUUCACUUACUGAAAAGCCCUCUCAAGGAGGACGACGCCAGCUCGGACACCUUGUCAGUCGGGCUGCAAACCCUCAUCCCAACAGUUGUCAAACCUUGGAGUUACCGGUAUCAGCUGAAAGAGGAGCCUGUUUUUUCGAGAAACAAUGAAGCGACAAACUUGGAAGUGUUUUACGACCUGUUUCUGGCUGCCGCAGCGUUCAUCCUGAUGGUGUCCAGGCUGUGUCUGGCGCUCGAGUACGGCAUGGUCCUUCUCCAUGUCCGUCACUACACCAAAGCAAGAGUUCCGCUGCUUGUUCUGGUGGUCUCCAGCUCAGUGGCCGCAUUUAUUUACUUUGGACUUGCGUUCCUUUUCGACAGAGCGCAUAGUAGCAUCUUUUACAUGUGGUACGGUAUUGCAUUUUUCGAAGUGGCCUCAAAUGCCGUGCUCUCGACCUUCUACUCGAUCCUGAGCUUCCAGGACACACACCUCAUUCGUCGCAUCAGUCUUCUCACCCUCAUCAUUUUUGGCGAGGGUGUUGCUAUUGCAUGCGACUCGGUCACCUCUGUUGUCGAGAGUGGGCACAAUGCCUGGAGUGCGUCUCGUCUACCACGGAUGACUCCGUAUUCCAUUAGAGCCCAGCUGACGAGUGGUGCAGCCCCCAAGACGAUUGGCGUCGUGACUGCGGCUGUCAGCACUAUUUACCUCGUCUUCAUGGUCUACUUUGACUGGAUGUGUCGAUUCCAUCUCCCGCGAUGGCGGCAGCUGGCUUGGACGCUGCUGCAUUUCCCGCUUCACUUGUGCAUGACUCUUUUCAUGGAGGGCGCCGCCCAAUUCAUCGUGGUUUGGAAGAUUGCAGAGGGUGAAUUGAGCCUGCUGACGGGCUUCAACCACAUGGUCAAGACCUCGGCGGUUGUCGAGUUAACAGACAGCCUGUGGAAUUUCACCAGCAACUUUACGAAACAGUACCCAGUCACGCACUGCUGGUCACAGAUCGCCAUCAAUUCAUCUUUCGAUGCCAUGCGUGACAUUGACCUCGUACAGCUCCAGGAGCAUCUGCAGACCGCAAGCCAGGAAGAGAUUGACACGGAUCCAAACCUUGCGGCAUGGGGCCAGGCCGCGGCGGAAGUAAUCCGAACGCUCGACAAUCUUCUUCUCCAGGCAUUCGACAUUGACUUUACGAAAGAAGCGACCAGAGAACACGCGGGAAUCAAGGCGCGAUACAUUGGCGACACGACAGCGCUGAACAUGGAGGUGGGGAAACGCGCAUCCAAGCGGUUCCGCACUCUCUUCCAGUACACCUUUGUGUGCGCCGGCGCCUUUCUCGCGCUGUCCAACGUCCUCUACUGCAUCGCGUACAUGGGGCGAUGGACCCGUUGGGCCAAGGUGAGGGUGACGCUCAACUUUGUCAUCGCGGCGGGCAUCGCCCUCGUGGCGUGUGUGUCGCAAGACGCGGAGUACUUCAACAACUACAACAAGAAACCGUUCGUCUUGAUGACGAUGCUCAUGCCGUACGUUGUCGUCCUCGUGCUGAACCAUCUGCCGCACUCUCUGUCCGUGUUUGGGCUGCCGGGGUUCCCCUGGUGGAAGCGGCUGGGCAGAGAUGUCGAGGUGACGCCGCCGAUGGAGCUGAUUCAGACUACCCAUUAUGACCCCCGCGAGCACUUUUUGGGGCCGCCCGACUCGGUCGUCGUCCUGGGCCAGCCGUACGCCGUGCCGCAGCAGCCGCGGUCGGUGUCGGCGGCACAGGGGCCGUACGAGGCUGUGGAGCAGACUGAAGAGGAUGAGCAGUUCUACCGGGGGUAUCGGCAGGAGCAGUAG
Verticillium alfalfae VaMs.102 is the source of this 1845-nucleotide messenger RNA. RefSeq lists its product as hypothetical. The record is from RefSeq and is a predicted model, not a curated record. The coding region runs from base 1 to 1845 and encodes 614 amino acids. The transcript is spliced from 2 exons. NCBI's taxonomy places the organism in Eukaryota, Fungi, Ascomycota, Sordariomycetes, Glomerellales, Plectosphaerellaceae.